Angiostrongylus costaricensis is the source of this 1149-nucleotide messenger RNA. Lineage: Eukaryota; Metazoa; Nematoda; Chromadorea; Rhabditida; Metastrongylidae. The record is from the annotation of a GenBank genome assembly.
AUGCAGGAUGUUCGACGUCGAAUUGUCGAGGGCAUCCUGAAUGAUUGUAUGGUGAAUGAAGCGCAUAUGAAUGCACUCGAUUUAGCUCUUGAAGAACUAACAGACUCACGAACUACUGGCGAGAUGCGUCAUAUCUCUACACCAACAGCCGAUUUUCCCAUCAACAUUAGGGACGAGAUUCGAGGACUCCGCUUAGUACCAUAUAACGCCCAGUGGCUAUCUCAUCCUUUCAGGUUUAUUAUGGAUUUCGUCGAUUCAGCAUAUACGGGUGUAAAACCUCUUUUUGUCACAGAUUGGGAUGGUACAAUGAAGGACUACUGUUCGCAGUACGCUACAAAUCUGCAGGCAAGUGCUUCAUUUUUUCCAGUAUAUAGCGCCGUUAUGUUGGGUAGAUUCGCUGCAGUGUUUACUCGUGCUACUGCUGUACUCACUGCUGGACCUCUCCGUGGGCCCGGCAUUCUUGAUCUCACCGCUCUUCCCAUUAACGGGCCUGUUCUGUUCAGUGGUUCCUGGGGACGAGAAUGGUGGCUGCGUGGACGACGCGUAGUACAUGAGGAUGGAAUAUCUGAAGAGGGUUUCGAUGCUAUCGGUCGCCUUAGCGAUGAGAUGACUGAUUUGCUCAACGAUGGUGACUUUUCCCAGUUUGCCCUGGUUGGCAGUGGCGUACAAAGAAAGGUGGAUCGCUUAACACUCGGCGUGCAAACAGUGUUUGGUCACGUUCCUAUCGAACUUGUGAUGAGAUAUAUUAAUGCAGUAAAGGAAAGAGUUCAUCGUGUGGAUCCAAAUAGCACAAAUUUGCUUUUGGAGAACUCUUCACCGUUGGAAAUCGAAGUGUGUGCACAUAGUUCAGGAGCCGUUUGGAAUAAAGGUGAUGGAGUGGCAUCACUUAUUGCUUCACUGCACGACUCCUUGAAGAACGGGAAGGUUCUAGUAGCUGGUGAUACUACAAGUGACUUGCCGAUGUUGCAGCAUGUUGUUUCGGAAAAUCCAGAUGGUGUUAUGGCGCUGUUCGUUGGUGCCAGUGAGUCCUUACGUCAAUCCGUUGGUUCUAUUGUCGGUGAUGAUUCUCGAGUUUGCUUCGUUUCCUGUCCUGAUGUGAUUCAUGCUGCAUUUUCACGUGUACUGGCUGCUAAAAUUGAACUGGAUUAG